This is a messenger RNA of Bicyclus anynana (squinting bush brown), 796 nucleotides long. RefSeq names its product ubiquitin carboxyl-terminal hydrolase-like. Gene Ontology annotation, molecular function: cysteine-type deubiquitinase activity. Gene Ontology annotation, cellular component: cytoplasm. Gene Ontology annotation, biological process: protein deubiquitination; ubiquitin-dependent protein catabolic process. The record is from RefSeq and is a predicted model, not a curated record. Bases 64 to 744 code for a protein of 226 amino acids. Lineage: Eukaryota; Metazoa; Arthropoda; Insecta; Lepidoptera; Nymphalidae. The transcript has a single exon.
AUUCUGUAGAUAUUCUCAUAAUAUAAUUUAAGUGGUUAUCUACAUUUACAGAUUAAAUACAAAAUGGCUGCCGCACUACCAAUGGAGUCCAACCCUGAGACUAUGAACCGAUACUUACAAAAACUGGGAGUCCCAAGUAAAUGGCGAAUGGUAGAUGUAGUUGGCUUGGAAGCGGAUGCUUUGCACUGGGUGCCGCGUCCCGUUCUGGCCGUCAUACUCCUGUUCCCACUUUCUGAGAACUACGAACAACAUAGAGCUCAGCAAGAGAGUGAGUUGAUAAGCAAAAAUAUUCCACCUCCUGCUGGUGUGUUUUACUUGAGGCAAGUUCUUAGCAACGUAUGUGGAACCAUUGCCUUGGUGCAUAGCGUUGCCAACAAUACCAAUAAAAUCGACCUUGAGGACGGACUGUUGAAAAAUUAUAUUAGUGACGCAAAAGAUUUGGAUGCUGAAGGAAAGGGUGCUCUUUUGGAGAACUCUGCUAACAUUUUGCAAGCUUAUAAAGAUACUGUAGAAUCUGCAGACCAAGAAACAGAAGAAAGCGGACCAGUCAAUCACUUUGUCACAUUUAUUCAUAGAGAUGGGAUACUUUAUGAAUUGGAUGGACGCAAGUCUUCACCGAUAAACCAUGGACCGACGUCUCCAGACAAUUUUUUGGAAGAUGCUGCAAAGAUAUGCCGUGAGUUUAUCGCCCGGGAACCUGACAAUAUUGGGUUCAACGUGGUAGCGCUUGUGCCUGCUCAAUAACCUGUGGCUAUCUUGUUUUAUCAUGUUCGAUAAUUAGUAAUUCUUUAGUUGA